Molecule: messenger RNA, 7012 nt
Organism: Rhinolophus ferrumequinum (greater horseshoe bat)
Lineage: Eukaryota; Metazoa; Chordata; Mammalia; Chiroptera; Rhinolophidae
Gene: TRIM25
Product: tripartite motif containing 25
Exons: 9
Coding region: 91-1995 (634 amino acids)
Molecular function (GO): protein binding
Source: RefSeq, a predicted model, not a curated record
UCAGUUUCGUUUUCUUGGUGGCUUUGGGCUCUUGUGCUACAGUCGCGGCCGUCGUUUCCGCGCGUCCCGUCCGGUCCUCCAAGGAGCGCUAUGGCGGAGCUGUCCCUGGCCGACGAGCUGACGUGCUCCAUCUGCUUGGAGCCCUUCAGGGAGCCGGUCACCACUCCUUGCGGCCACAACUUCUGCGGGUCGUGCCUGGACCAGACGUGGGCCGACCAUGGCGCGCCGUAUAGGUGUCCUCAGUGCCGUGCCGCGUACCAGGUGCGGCCGCAGCUCCGCAAGAACACUGUGCUGUGCACCGUGGUGGAUCAGUUCCUGCAGGCCGAACUGGCCCGCGAAGCGAUCGCCGACGGCUGGACGCCACCCGCUCGCGCCACCGCCCCCAGCCCCACCGACCAGGUGGCCUGUGACCACUGCCUGAAGGAGGCCGCGGUCAAGACAUGCCUUGUGUGCAUGGCCUCUUUCUGCCAGGAGCACCUGCGGCCACACCUCGACAGCCCGGCCUUCCGGGACCACCUGCUGCAGCCGCCGGUUCACGACCUGUUACACCGCAAGUGCCCUCAGCACAACCGGCUCCGGGAAUUCUUCUGCCCUGAGCACAGCGAGUGCAUUUGCCAUAUCUGCCUGGUGGAGCACAAGACCUGCUCGCCUGUACCCCUGAGUCAGGCCAGCGCUGACCUGGAGGCCAAGCUAAAGCAUAAACUGACCAUCAUGUACAGUCAGAUCAAUGGUGCAUCGAGAGCACUAGAGGAUGUGAGAGCCAGGCAGCAGGAUGUACGGGAGGCUGCACAAAGUAAGAUGGAGCAGCUCAGACAAGAAUACUUGGAAAUGAAGUCUCUCAUUGAAGCUUCUGAGGCCAGCUGCACACGAAAGAUAAAGGAAGAGGAGAAGAGGGUCAGCAGCAAGUUUGACAGCAUUUACCAGAUCCUCCUGAAGAAGAAGAGUGAGAUCCAGACGGUGAAGGAGGAUAUUGAACUUGCCCUGACUAAAGGGGAUGAGUUUGAGUUUCUGGAGAAAGCGGCAAAACUGCAAGGAAUCUCAACAAAGCCAGUCUAUGUCCCCAAGGUGGAGCUGAAUCAGGAGCUGAUAAAGAGUGUCUACCAGAGCACCACAGAUGUCAAAAAUGAGCUGAAGCGGUGCCUCAGGCAGCUCCAGGAUAAGAAGCUGGAAGAUUCCACUGUCUCAGGGGGCCCUACAGAGCAUGACACGGCACCCACAUACAAACCCCCACGCCCUGUGAAGAAGGUCACGAAAGAAGAAAAGAAACCCAAGAAAUCUCCCGCUGCUGCUGCCUCACCCAGCAAGACUCCCACCUUUGGAGCCCCGGAACAGAUGGCGGAUUUAAAACAACCUGGCUCGGAGACGUCAGCCAAAGCCACCACCUUGCAGCCGAACUCGGCGUCUCUCAAGGCCAAGGUGCUGGAGAUCUUCUUAGCCAAGUCCAGGCCCGAGCUCCUGGAUUAUGCCGUUAAAGUCAUCCUAGACUACAAUACUGCCCACAACAAGGUGGCGCUGUCGGAGAACUACACCGUAGCUUCUGUGGCUGAGACACACCAGAAUUACCGGCCACAUCCCCAGAGGUUCACAUACUGUUCUCAGGUGCUAGGCCUGCACUGCUACAAGAAAGGGAUCCACUACUGGGAGGUGGAGCUGCAGAAGAACAACUUCUGUGGGAUGGGCGUCUGCUAUGGCAGCAUGGAUCGCCAGGGUCCCGAGAGCCGGCUGGGCCGCAACAGCGCCUCCUGGUGUGUGGAAUGGUUCAACAACAAGAUCUCCGCCUGGCACAACAAUGUGGAGAAAACCCUGCCCUCCACCAAGGCCACGCGGGUUGGGGUGCUUCUCAAUUGCGACCACGGCUUUGUCAUCUUCUUAGCUGUCACCGGUGACAAGGUCCACCUGAUGUAUAAGUUCAAGGAGGACUUUACCGAAGCUCUGUACCCAGCCUUCUGGAUGUUCUCCGCAGGUGCCACGCUCUCUAUCUGCUCCUCCAAGUAGGCAGGCCCCAGGCUGGCUGCCUGUGGAGUGCCCAAGGCUGUAGUGAACAUGCUGCCGGGGGACCUCUCUCAGAGAACUUCCCUGAGAAUCCUCAGGGGUGACAGGAUGGGAGGAGAGUUGGCGGAAGGUGAGAGGGUAGGGAAAUGGGACAAGGGGGGGAUUUGCCCAGGGAAAGGGGUUAGGGGGUGGUUGCGUUGUGGACAAUGAAGUGUUUUUGCCUCCUGUUGCCCAUCAGGGCAGAAUAAUCCCCUCCCCGUGUUCUGGUAGAUUCCUAGGCAGCUGGGUGGCUGGACAGGGCUUUGGGAGUGAAGUCAUUAAUGCCCCUUUCCUCCUGGAGAAAAUCUCUAACCAAUGUAGGUUUUUUCUUAGGCCACUUGGUGUAUGCCCCCUUGCGCUCCGGAAUAAUCUUCAGAUGUUGGUGUUUUGAUUACUCUCUAUAGAGUUAGUCAACUCUACAAAUUAAAAAAAAAGUCUAAGUUGUCGAAUUACUCUCCCUCCCCCACAGUCCCCACAUGUGGGGGUUGGGGUGAGUGCUCAGUUCCUGGUUAUUUUCUGUGCUUGAGGGAAACCCCCCACAGCGGGUCGCCACCAAGACCAAAAUUUCCCGAAGUAGUGUGUCCUCUUCCCCCACUGGAAACUAGCCCUGCCUCCCUUCCUGUCCUACACACCUCAUUACCCAAUCGAGAAUUUUAAAAUGUUUAAUCCAACAGGAACAUUUUCCGUCUAAGGUGUCAAACCAUAAUACGCAUCAGCGUAUGGUAAGUUUGUAAUUCAAGGUCAAGGUGCCCCAGGUGCCAUGUGGAUGGAAACCUCUCUGACUCCCAUUAUGAAAGGCACGUCAGCAGAGAUGCUUUGGCUGUAGUCAUGGCGCCUUGCUGGAGGCCUUCUUUCCAUAUCCUAGGCUUUGGGGCAAGGAACUCCACUGGGCAAGAGGGACCCUGACCUGAACUGACAGAGGUGUGGUGGGUUUGCUCUUGUCAGAGUGUCUUGCCUUCUUGGUAACUCUCCUCAGUGAUAGCUGCCCCUCCCCAGGAUUGUGGGAUAGCGGCCUGGCUGGUGUAGAUACCAUUGUGGCCAGCACAGUCUAGCAGAUAGCUAAGCUCCAAAGCCUGCUACGGUAUCAUGGGACAGGCCAUGUAUGGCUGCCUUAGGGCCCAUACUAGGUCACCCUCUGGGGUGACUACGUACUGCCAAAGGGGACCUUCGCAGAUCCCAUGGGAAACAGCAGCCUUCCUGUUCAUCCCAGCCAUAGGCUGCAGACUCAGUGCUGGCCCUCCACUGCGUCAGAGGCCUGUCACUGGCUCUGGCCUCUUCUGCUAUCUUCCUUGUUUGAGCCAAUUCCAGAUGAGGGAAUUGACCAGGCUAGGGGUCAGGCAGACUUUCAGGACCAGCGAGGGAACAAGCUACAGGGUUCUGGCACAAGGGGCUAUUUUUACUGCAGUGUUGCUGUGCAGUGAAAAUAACCUCAGCCCACUCGGGCAGGAGUGAGUGGACUGUUAGAAUUUCCUGAGCUCCUUAUAUCCUGAUGUUGUCAGGACGUAAGUGGAAGAGUAGAAGAAAUUUCUAAAAGGGGAAGAAAUUUCACCUCUUAUGGUAAAAUGAGUCCUGCUCUGGGAUUGCUCAGCACAGAAACUCAGGCCAGGCUCCUUGUGGUAUGGAAAAGGUCACCAUUGGGGAAGUGAGGACCCCAGACCUGUUCAUAUGGGUAUUUGAGAAUUUAACGCAGCUCUGGCCUUGUGCUAAAAUUCCAGGACACUCUUAGUCAGGCCCACAGCACUCGGUACUCCUGGCAGAAGUGUUGAUCUGUGUCAUCUCCCGACAGGGACUUUCACUUCCUUGGAAGAGAGAUCAUCUUUAAAGGGAAGCCGUCCCUGCAAGAGUUGAAAUGUGGUUUUUAAAUGUUUUCUUCCUUUGCUACGGGGAAGAAUAGUUCUUUGGUGAUUCUUCUCUGCCUUUGGAGAUGUCCAAAAGCAUCAAUGCCAAAAGCAUUGACCUUCUGAAACAAGCCUCGUCUGAAGCCCAGUCAUACUUGGGAAACAGCUGGGCUUAGAGGAGAAUGCCAAAGAUGAACCCAGGGGUCCUACGGGGGCUCUCUUCUGCAGAAAUGAGGGCAACAGAGAGGGCUCUUCCCUGGCGAUCCAACAGCUCAGCAUAGGGAAGCCUGAGUCCCUCUGUUUUAUAAGAGAGGCAAGUAGGUAACCCAAGCUCUGUGCAAGGUGUUUUGGAGAUGUAAAUCGAGGAGCAUGCCCUUGCUCUCUCCAGCCUUACAUUCUCUCACCUUGUAGGGCCGCUCCCUAGCCCUAGAGUACUAGAGUUGGAGGAACCUUUGCAUUCAUCUGACUUCUCAAUUUGCCGAGUAAGUCAAAUGGGGAGGUACGGAUGACUCUGCUCACCGCUCUUGGCAACCGAUCGUGGAGGAGAUGUCUCUGGGAUUCCUCCUACAUGCCCCCUGGUGCCUUGGGCAAGUGUCAGACAUUCCCAGCAACACAAACAAAAAUACUGUCUCAGACCCAGGGAUCAGGGACUGUCUUAGUCACUCUGGCAUGAGAAGCCAAAGGUCAGGGUCAAGUUUUUGUAUUCAAGCCUGGUUGGCUGGUUUCCCCUGUGUUAAUAACUCAGAGUGGAUUUGCGAUUUAUAACUAGUACUGGUAUGUUAUCUCGUAUCCUGCCCCCGCCCACUGAUUUUUAAUUACUUAGGAGUAUUUGAGCUGUUAUUUCUUAGCUGCUUCUUUAGAGUUGAUUCUUCAGGAGAUAAUCAGCUGUAGACAUGGAUCUUUUGAAACCUAGGAGAAAUACAAGGACCAGAGUUGGCCAACAUGCCUUAGAAGCUUAGAAUGUAGUAAAGCAGUUUUUGGUAUUCUUUCUUGCAUCACAGGGUGUGUAGACAAUGUUACCUGUCAUGCUGGGGUCAUCAAAUGAACUGCCCACGCGCCUCUGGUUACCCAGGCCCCACCCAGCUGCCCCCAGGGCUUGAGAUUUCAGCAGGCCUAUAGCAUAUUGGAGGCUGGCCGAGGGUAAGAAUUCUUUAUCAAGAAUUCUCAAGCUGAUAGGGUGUUCUUCUGGGCUUUGCUUCAGGAUAAUCCGAGGAUGGAUAUAGGAAGAAGCGGUGGGGGUAUAAGUGAAAGGAUGAGCCACAAGCAGAAAAUGAGCGAAACAGUAAUGCAAUAUGAGGGUUCAUUGUAAUAUUCUUUAAUACUGUUGUAUAUUUUGAAAUUUUCCAUAAUAAAAGUUUAAAAAAAUAAAACAAUACACAGCCCAGGCCAGUGAUGGGUUCUGUUCGGCGGAUUUUAUCUUUGUUUGCAGAGGGGCAGGAGUUGCUGGAGGUGUGGGUUUGAGGUCGUUGUAUAAGGUUGUCCCCCCUUAUCUGUGGGGGGAUAUGUUCCAAGACCCCUAGAGGAUGCCUGAAACCAAGGAUAGUACCAAACCCUAUAGGUACUAUGUGUUUUCCUAUACAUGCAUACUAAUGAUAAAGUUUAAUUUAUAAAAUUAGGCACAGUAAGAGGUUAACAAUAACUAGUAAUAAAAUAGAAGCUAUACAAUUUACUACAGUAAGAGUUACGUGCAUGUGGUUUCUCUCAAAAUGUCUAAUAACUGGUCUGAUGACUGAGAGGGCUACUAAGUGACUAACAGGUGGGUAGCAUGUGCUCGUACAGCAUGGAUACGCUGGACAAAGGGCUGAUUCACCUUCCCAGGUGGGAUCGAGGGGGACAAUGCGAGAUUUCCUCAUUAUUGCGAACCACGUGCAAUUUAAAACUUACGACUUGUUUAUUUCUGGAAUUUUUCACAAUAUUUUCGGACCAUGGUUGACCAGGGGUAACUGAAACUGCAGAAAGUGAAACCAUGGAUAAGGGGAGACUACUGUCAUAAGGAAUUUGGCCCUUGUCCCUGGUCCCUGGUGGGGAGAUUCUAAAUCCUUGGAAUUUCCCCUCAAGAGGAGUGUCUUUGUUAUUCCUGAGCCCUUUGGAUCACACCUGAGUUUAUGCUAGAAGUUGAGAUGACCCAGGAUGGGGGCUGGUCGCCAGCAAGACCAACCAUAAGAUUAGAGGGUUGGGACUUGGAGCCAGCCUGACCCCCACGGGGAGAGGGGCUGCAGAUGGAGUUGAAAACAGGUGGCCAAUGAUUCAGUCAGUUAUGCCUUUGUAAUGAAAUCCCACUAAAAACUCUGGACACUGAAGCUCUGCUGAACGCAGUAAUGUGCCGGAGCGGGAUGCACCCUGAUUCCACAGGGAGGGGGUACAGAAGCUCUGCACUUGGGUCCUUCAUAGACUUCACUCUAUGCGUCUCUUCAUUUGGCUGGUCUUGAUUUGUAUCCUUUACAAGAAAACUGUAUUCAAAGUAUAGUGCUUUUCUGAGCUCUGAGUUCUAGUGAAUUAUUGACCUUGAAGAAGGUCAUGUGCUAUAGACUGGAUGUGUGUGUAGCCCCAAAAUUCAUAUGUUGAAACCUAACCCUCAAUGUGGUGGUAUUGGAGGUGAUUAGAUCAUGAGGAUGGAGCCUCAUGAGUGAGGUUAGUGUUCUCAUGAAAGACCCCACAGAAUUCUCUCACCCUUUCUGCCAUGACAGCAGGAAGACAGCUGUCUGUGAACCAGCAAGCAGUUCUUACCAGACACUGAAUCUCUCAGCACCUGGAUCUUGGACUUCCAGCCUCCCAAAUUGUGAAAAAAUAAAUGUUUGUUGUUUAAGCUACCCAGUUUAUGGUGUGUUUGUUAUAGCAGCCCAGACUAAGACAUCAUGGGAAACUUCUGGAUUUGUAGCCAUUCAGUCAGAAGUGUGGGUGGCCUGGGGACCGCUGAAGUGUGGCUGGUGUCUGGUGAGGGCAGUCUUGGGAUUGUGCCCUUCAGUCUGUGGAGCCUGACUGACUCCAGGUGGUUAGCUCCAGAAUUGCAUCCCAGUAUAUGUAGGGAAGAUGCUGGGGAAAAUUUGCCUUUAUUGGCUGAUACUAACUUUUGUCUGUUGGCUUUUAUCUGUUACUGCAUGUGAGGUGGUGGUUAGCUUAGGGUUAAAAGAAUUCUUUUUCCC